Messenger RNA from Drosophila mauritiana, 2069 nucleotides. RefSeq names its product ubiquitin domain-containing protein 1. The transcript has 5 exons. NCBI's taxonomy places the organism in Eukaryota, Metazoa, Arthropoda, Insecta, Diptera, Drosophilidae. The record is from RefSeq and is a predicted model, not a curated record. The coding region runs from base 263 to 1012 and encodes 249 amino acids. Gene Ontology annotation, molecular function: protein binding.
GGCGGUGCGAGAUAUUUUGUCGUUGUGGCUGCGGUCACACUGGUCGUGUGCAUAAAAUAAAAGGCAGAGGGCAAUUUAAGUAACAAUAAUAGAAAUAAGCAGCCGACCGACCGAUAACUGAGUCCCAAAAUAAGGCGCACCUAGUAUAGACAAGCAGGCAAACAAGGCGGCUGUGCGGGCGGAGAUCCUUCUUACCUGAGCUGAGCUGAACGGAGCGGAGUGGAUUGGAGUGCGGAGCAGUGCAGAGCAGCUGAGCGUGACAAUGGGCGCCUGUGUGUGUCGCAUGAACCCCGACAACGAGACGAUGAGCGUCUCCUCGGCGAGCAUCUCGCGUCCGGCCAGUGCAGGCAUUGCCAUGGGUGCGGCGCGCAAGAAUCGACCGCUCUGCCACGAGACGAUCCGGUGGCGGUCCGACGUGCCACUGACCGAGGGUCAGCUGCGGUCCAAGCGGGACGAGUUUUGGGAUACGGCGCCGGCCUUCGACGGUCGCAAAGAGAUCUGGGAUGCGCUGCGGGCGGCCACCACCGCGGCCGAGGGUCUUGACUUUCAAAUGGCGCAGGCCAUCCUGGACGGGGCUAACGUGUCGGUUCCCAAUGGCUACCUUACAGAAUGCUACGAUGAGCUGGGAACCCAGUACAAAGUGCCCAUUUACUGUCUGUCAUAUCCCAUAAAUAUCGUAAAGGAGGAGAACGGGCGCGACUCGCCUGCCGAAUACUCUGAGCCCGUGGAUGGCGGCACCGAGAUCUUCUUGAAGCUGCGCAUAUCAUCGACCAUGACUGAUGUUAAACUACCCGUUUACUCCAAGGACACCGUGGGGCAGUGCAAGAAAAAGCUUCAGGCCGCCGAGGGUGUCGACGCCUGCUGCCAGCGUUGGUUUUACAGCGGCAAACUCCUGGGCGACAAGGUGCCAAUCGACGAGUGCAGCAUACACCAGGGAUAUGUGGUGCAGGUGAUUGUCAACACGGAGCACUACAACCACGACAACAGCACGAGUACAGCGCACGCCAGCUAGCGGCGCAGUCUACUCCCACUAGUCAACAGCAUCAGCAUCAGCAAGGAGCCACGGCAGCAGCCGCAGGAUCAGCAUCAGCAGCAGCAACAACUUUUGGCCAAAGCGGGCAACGGCAUCCGGCGGAGGAGGAUUGUUACAUACUCAGUUCAUGGCACAAGGAACCAUAAGGGGAAUGUACAGAAAAUAGCAGAGCAUCAACGGGUACAACAGCAACAGCAUACUCAUAGCAUUUAUCAAAACAAGCAACAAUUGCAAAUUGUUGCCCUGUCUGCCUUGUUGCUGUUGCUUUUGUUGUGGCUGCUCGCCUUGUUAUGCUUUGUUUAAUAUGUCUAUAUAUAAAAUGUAAAACAAAAGAUCGAAACCGAGUCGCUGAGAAAGGGAAAUCGGAAUGGGGAAUAAGAAUAAGAAUGUGAGAAUGAGAAUGAGAUACAUAAAUCAUAAACUUACAUAUAUUUUUUUGAUGAUAAUUACAUGAUAAAACAACUGAUUUAGGCAGUGCAGAAGAUAUAUACAUGUCAACUGUAUAUGAAAGCAGAUAUAUAGCGAACAGUAACCAAGAUCUUCUUGGCCACUUGUCUAUUGAAAACUGUAGGUGUGUACAUUUUGAUAAAAACCAACAUAGAAGGCCUCUAUUAACUAAUUGUAAGCAAGUGCUUGAGCAUUUGCCCGAUGUAUAUGUAAUGUAAAAAUAAACGAGAAACGUAGUAUUUGGCCGCAAUAGAAAGCAUGCAACAAACCAUUUUUGAUACUGUACAAAAUGCCAAGCACAAAACUAUGAGAAUGCGAAUCAUAAUUGUGACAAAACGCAGAGAACACACGGAUCGUUAAGCAAAUUACUUGCUCAAAUGUAGUUAACAAGAAUGAAGGGAACACAUCGUGAGGAGGGAGGGCAGUGAAUGCGAGGUAGGGAGUUGGAGAGUUAACCCAAGUACCUUAUAAAUGUAUAUGAUUUAAUUUGCGUUUAGAGUCAAUAACUUAUCUCUGAUGCACAUGAAUUUCUUGUAUAAUUUUUUAAAUAAAUUCGGAUCGUUUCCAGUGCGCCAGCAUACAGCAUUUA